AUGUCGAAGACGCAAGAGAAACUCGUCGGCGUGGCUACAUCGCCUCCAGAUUCUUCACCACUCAACAUCUUCCACCAUCUUCGCCAUGGCACAGCUGGCGACGCCAAUGCCCAUGUCGAGACCGGCACAAGCCAGGACCCGCUCGUGGCCUUUGAGCACCACCUCCUGGCCCAUCCUGCCAACAGGCCAGCAGCCCCUGCCCGGCUAUCUGCCCGGUCACUGACCGUUCCCUCUUCACAUCUCGGCCGCCGCCCGUCUCCAUCUCCCGAUGCCCGUCGCUGCAUGGCCGCCACCGAGGCUUGGACGCCGUGCCUGGACCGCUGCCAAAGCUGGGAUGGCCAGGCGUACAGACGUGCCAUGAUGGUCAGGGCCACAGGGAUCCUCUGCGGAUCGGCUGAGGCCAACGCUGCGGCCAACAGCCACGAAAGUCCCGAUCAUCUGACAGGACAUGCACACUGUCUCGACGGACAUCAUCACCACAACCACUUCCACCACAUGCAUGACGUUAAUGGCAGCUGCAACGACUACGAGGCUAACCGUGGUUUCAGCGAGUGCGCCAGUGGGACCACCUGA
Molecule: messenger RNA, 573 nt
Organism: Grosmannia clavigera kw1407
Lineage: Eukaryota; Fungi; Ascomycota; Sordariomycetes; Ophiostomatales; Ophiostomataceae
Exons: 1
Coding region: 1-573 (190 amino acids)
Source: RefSeq, a predicted model, not a curated record